This is a messenger RNA of Salpingoeca rosetta, 2533 nucleotides long. Its product is annotated as RDX protein. Bases 195 to 2087 code for a protein of 630 amino acids. The record is from RefSeq and is a predicted model, not a curated record. Gene Ontology annotation, molecular function: actin binding; cell adhesion molecule binding. The transcript has 8 exons. Gene Ontology annotation, cellular component: filopodium; cytoskeleton. NCBI's taxonomy places the organism in Eukaryota, Choanoflagellata, Craspedida, Salpingoecidae. Gene Ontology annotation, biological process: regulation of organelle assembly; regulation of cell shape; positive regulation of protein localization to early endosome.
AACCAACCAGCAGCAGCCAACAACACAGCCAACAACAGAAACGGGCAACAACCACACACCCUUGUGUUCCACAGCCUCGCGCCAGAGCAAACACUCCCACACACACCCCCCCCCCACACUUCAGCGCCACCCCUUGCUCCUGCACUGCGUGUGCCCUUCUCGACACAGCAGUAACAACAGCAACGACAACAGCCAUGCUGCGCGGUGGCAGCCAAAGACCCAUCAAUGUGAGGGUCGUCACCAUGGACUGCGAACUGGAGUUCGCCGUGCUCCCAGCAACCACAGGCAAACAGCUCUUCGAUCAGGUUGUGAAAACAAUCGGGUUGCGGGAGGUGUGGUACUUUGGACUGCAGUACAUUGACAGCAAAGGCCUUGUCACAUGGCUCAAGAUGAACAAAAAGGUGACGGCCCAGGAUGUGCGCAAGGAAACGCCGCUGCAGUUCAAGUUCCGUGCAAAGUUCUUCCCGGAGGACGUGUCUGACGAGCUGAUUCAGGAGAUUACACAGCGCCUCUUCUUCCUGCAGGUCAAGGAAGCCAUCCUCACGGAGGAGUACUACUGCCCGCCAGAGACAUCUGUGCUGCUCGCGUCGUACGCCGUGCAGGCCAAGUAUGGCGACUACAACCCAGACGUGCACAAGCCGGGCUUCCUCGGCCACGAGCGCCUUCUCCCAAGCAGGGUGCUUGAGCAACACCGCCUGUCGCGGGCGCAGUGGGAGGAGCGCAUCACCAACUGGUACGCGGAGCACCGCGGCAUGCUGCGAGAAGACGCCAUCUUGGAGUAUCUCAAGAUUGCGCAGGACCUGGAGAUGUACGGCGUCAACUACUUUGAGAUCAAGAACAAGAAGGGCACCCGGCUCUGGCUCGGGGUGGACGCGCUUGGGCUCAACGUCUACGAGUUCGAGGACAGGCUCACGCCCAAGAUUGGGUUUCCCUGGAGUGAAAUCAGAAACAUCUCCUUCAACGACAAGAAGUUCAUCAUCAAACCAAACGACAAGAAGGCUCCGGACUUUGUGUUUUACGUGUCGCGGCUGCGCAUCAACAAGCGCAUUCUCGCGCUGUGCAUGGGAAACCACGAGCUCUACCUCCGCCGCCGCCGCAGCGACACCAUCGAGGUGCAGCAGAUGAAGGCGCAGGCACGUGAGGAAAAGGCCCUGCGCCACGCUGAGCGCGCACAUCUCGCGCGGGAGAAGCAAGCACGCAUGGACGCCGAGCGUAAACGUGCCGAACUUGAAAAGCGCGUGAAGGAGUACGAGGCGGAGGCGCGGCGGGCGAUGCAGGCGCUGGCGCAGUCUGAGAAGACAGCACGCGACCUGGAGGAGAAGAUGAAGAGGGUUGAGGCCGAAGCAGCAGAACGCGAGCGACUGCGAUUGGAGGCGGAGCGGUUGAAGCGGCAGGCGGAGGAGAGCAUUGCGCAGAUGCGGUCGUCCCAGACGGCGUCGGAGGAGGAGAAGAGGAUGAUUCUCGCCCGCACGCGCGAGGCCGAGGAGAAGGCCAAGCAGUUGGAGGCGGAGGCAGCGAAGCGGGAGAGGGACGCAGAGGACCUGCAGGCUGCGCUCAUGGCUGCGAAGAAGCAGCAGGUGGAGGACGCAAAGGCGUUGGUGAACGCGACAUCAACAGACAAAUUCCACCUCAUGGAGGCAAACAUGAACCCAGACGCAAUGCAGCACUCGCAGGAGCUGGGUCGGCCUGCCAGCGACGCGGGCAGCAGCAGCAGCAGCAGUGGCGUUGGCGCCGGUGUUGGUGUUGGUGUUGGUGCUGGUGUGAGCGGAGGUACAGAGGUGCGGCGCGGGGUGUACACGGCUGGUGUCCAGGCGGGGCCAACAGAUUUGAGUGCAGGGGACGGUAAGGGAGGCCCAUCGUGGGAGGUUGGAGAUCGCGACGCCAUUGCGAUGAAGAACGACCGGAUCCGCCAGCAGCUCGAGAGCCUUGGUGCGGAGCUUGAUGCGGCCAUGGAUCCAGAGAAGGUGAGCGCGUUUGACAAGCUGCACCGCCUCAACAAGUCGCAGGGCAGGAACAAGUUCAAGACGCUGCAACGCAUUCGCGCCGGAAACACACGCCAACGCAUCCUUGACUUUGAGAGCAUGUAACCAGCAACACGGAUACGCAUGCGUGGCUGUGAAUGUGUAUGUCUGUUUUGGCUGCGCAUGUCCUUUGUCUUUGCGUGUGUGACGCCGUGUUUGUUUCGUAAGUAUGCACCUGUGGAUGUAUGUACCUAUGUGUGUGUGUGUGUGUGUGUGUGUGUGUGUGUGUGUGUGGUGCAUGUUUGUGGUGUGCGUGUGUGUCGUUCUUUGUGUGGUUACAUUUCUCCUUGCUUGCUUGUUCGUGCGCGCUUCCGGCUGUUUGUUAGUUUUGCUGCCUGGUUGUCUUUGGUUCUCUCCUUUUUGUUGUUGUGUCCGGAUUCCCUUGCUGCUUCUUCUUCUUCUUCUUUUACUUGGUCGCACGUGUUCAUGUCAAUCAAUACCUUCCAAUUCCAAGCAAUGUGCACAUGUGGCAGCUCCAGCCAACCCCCAACAUACAGUCACACAAACGUAAC